CCCUGAAUCACUAAUCAUGACUUUUGUUAAUAUUAACCAUCUCCACUUCUAGGUGGAACCCCAUGUGGUGAAAAUUUGAUGAUGUCAAGUGUCCCUGUUCCAUGGUCUAAAGUAACUCAAGAGUGGUACAACGAGGUGAAUGAUUUCCAGUACGGUGUUGGAAAGAUCCGCCCAGGAGUCCAAACUGGCCAUUACACUCAGGUGGUUUGGUACAGGUCUUAUGAAGUGGGUUGCGCUGAGGCCGAGUGCCCUCAACAAUCGCUAAAAUACUACUACGUUUGCCAGUACUGCCCUGCAGGGAACAUAGUAGGAUCAAUUGAAAGGCCAUAUAAGUCUGGAUCACCUUGUGCGGACUGCCCUGGCUCAUGCGACAAUGGAUUAUGCACCAAUCCUUGCAAAUAUUUUGAUAAGUACAGCAACUGCGCUGAGGUAGUGCAAUCGAGCGGGUGCAAGGGCAGCCUUGCGGCAGAUUGUGCUGCUACUUGCAAUUGCCCCACUGAAAUAAAAUAGGGGGUCCUUCUACCUGAUCUUCAUUGAACUCUGCAUUCUCAUUUAAUUUUCAUCCUCCAGCAUCUUCUAUCAAAUCCCAUCCAAAUGAAAUUGGUUAACUUGUUUUUGAAACGGAAAACUCAUAAAAAGUCUUGCAUGCAUGGAUGUUUUCAUUCUUUUUUCUUUUCUUUUUUUGCCUAAUGGGGAAGAAUGGAAGUUGGGAGUAGGGUCUUACAGUCGCAGGAAAAAUAACAGACACAGAGAUGCAAAAGAUCCCAAGGAGGACACAAUGUAUGACUGAUUAAAUGUGAAUGGAAGGUGGACAAACGAAAUGAAAUCAACACAGCAUUAGCAGCUGCUACACCUGGGCUCACACUGACAUAACACAGGUGAAAAAUCUCAAGCCAGAAAGAGAGUAAAAAUUGAUGAGUUAAUUGAGUUUAGAAUGUGAGACUGCACAUGCUCAGAUCAUUUUGCUGCAGUUUAUCAAGGUCUGCAAACUGGCUUGUGUACCAGGAGUGGAACGUAGCAACCAAAGUCCAGAGGAUGAGGAAAUGUUUGCUUUCUUGGCUUUGCCAUGAGUUUCUUCACAUCACAUUAUUUAUGUAUUUAUACACACACAGACCCACAUUUAUAUUGAACUUUUCCCCAGCAACCGGCAAAUAGAUGAGAAAGAAAAGGCUCUGAUGUGAUGCUGUAGCCCAGUGAAGCAGUACAAAAACAAGAGCUGGCAUUCAUUUUAUGUGGUUCCUUUGUGGGAGCAUAAAACUGGUAACCUACUUUCAUGAGUGAGAUAUUGGAGGGCCAGGUACUCCAAACUGGAAAGAUCCCAAAGCAAGUAUAUUUAGAGGUGUUGGGGAGAGAAGGGGCCAGAGCCAGGUGGGGGCCCUGACUCUUGUGCUCCCCAAACCAUAUAAAUAAGAGACAAAUAAGACUGGGUUUUGGGUCAAAACAGGCCACAACUUUAUUGAAUCCAGAUGAAAGAGGUUUGGCUUGGGCAUGGGGCAAUCUAAAUAAUUCUUGCUCGCCCACCGGAAGUGAUGCGUGAUAAAUCCAGGCAGGGGUUCCUAAGACUUACAUCAAAUAGGGUGACCCCCACAGGGACCAUUGUAUGGGGAAGUGCCUUCAGCCAUGACCUCACUGACUUGAAAGAUAAUCCAAGCAUCUCUAAAUUUAGAAAGCCAAAACAUGAAGGUGAUAUUUUAUCCGAUGGCAGCAGGUGUUGAGCACCCACUUGGGACUCAAGAGGGUAAGGGGCUCCCAGGUCAGCAGAAUAAAUCAAACAAACUUAUUGUACCUGCUGCUAGCCUGACACUGGCCAGAGGAGGACAAUCUAACUGUAUAAUGGAGUGUGUAAGGUUGUCAUCACACAGCCCCCAUUGGAUGACUUGUAGUGCAUGUAACCAUGUAAUUAUUAUUAUUAUUAUUAUUAUUAUUAUUAUUAUUAUUUGUACCCCGCCCAUCUGGCUGGGUUUCCCCAGCCACUCUGGGCGGCUUCCAACAGAAAAAUAAAACACAGUAAUCUAUUAAACAUUAAAAGCCUCCCUAAACAGGGCUGCCUUCAGAUGUCUUCUAAAAGUCUGGUAGUUGUUUUCCUCUUUGACAUCUGU
Molecule: messenger RNA, 2099 nt
Organism: Zootoca vivipara (common lizard)
Lineage: Eukaryota; Metazoa; Chordata; Lepidosauria; Squamata; Lacertidae
Source: RefSeq, a predicted model, not a curated record